ACCUGCCAGAACGCGUGCCUUAGGUCAACACUACUAAUGAAGAUCGUAUCCUCCACCCGGCUCAGAAUGGACUCAAUAUUUUGCAACGGGUUUCUGCACCAAUGUUACCCUAUUGUUCCACGGGCUUUCGCUCAGUUCGAUCACUCCCAAUUUGAGCAUUUCGUCGACCUCUUGGAACAACAACUUCUGCUUUGGUGGUGAUACUGGAUAGAAUCUCUCUUUCACUGGCACUGUAUCCAGCAGUUGGAUCGUGUGCUCUUCUAAUGUGGUACGUCCGAGUCCGCCUGAAACUUCUCACAGACUUCUGCCAGGACCUCUUGUUGCGUCUCGUUGAGGACAUGUGGUUCCACCGGCUCCUUUUUGGAAUUAAACUCCUCAUCCUCGAUGGACAACUCCUCUACUCCCAAGAGAUCAGGUGCGAGCUCGAAUUUGCGGCAGAAAUCUAUGCCUUUGACGCAGUGACGGGCACAGUUUAUUCACCAGCUCUUCACAUCCGUCGCCCAGGAAACUCACUGAAGCUCCCGUGUCUAGCAGACCUUUUACGUGAAACUAUUGCAUCUUUACCGUAGCGAA
This is a messenger RNA of Drosophila willistoni, 573 nucleotides long. RefSeq lists its product as uncharacterized. The transcript is spliced from 3 exons. Lineage: Eukaryota; Metazoa; Arthropoda; Insecta; Diptera; Drosophilidae. The record is from RefSeq and is a predicted model, not a curated record. The coding region runs from base 264 to 569 and encodes 101 amino acids.